Cuculus canorus (common cuckoo) is the source of this 1175-nucleotide messenger RNA. RefSeq names its product POU class 4 homeobox 3 (gene POU4F3). Gene Ontology annotation, molecular function: DNA-binding transcription factor activity, RNA polymerase II-specific; RNA polymerase II cis-regulatory region sequence-specific DNA binding. The transcript has 2 exons. Bases 16 to 1041 code for a protein of 341 amino acids. NCBI's taxonomy places the organism in Eukaryota, Metazoa, Chordata, Aves, Cuculiformes, Cuculidae. Gene Ontology annotation, biological process: regulation of transcription by RNA polymerase II. The record is from RefSeq and is a predicted model, not a curated record.
GCUCCUCUUCCCACCAUGAUGUCCAUGAACAGCAAGCAGGCGUUCAGCAUGCACCCCAUCCUGCACGAGCCCAAGUACCCCCACCUCCACUCCAGCUCCGACGCCAUCCGCAGAGCCUGCCUGCCCGCCCCCCAGAUCCAGGGUAAUAUUUUUGCGGGCUUUGAUGAGACCUUGCUGCGGGGUGCCGAGGCUCUGGCCGCCGUGGAUAUAGUGUCGCAGAAAACCCACCCAUUCAAGCCGGAUGCCACCUACCACACCAUGAGCAGUGUGUCCUGCACUCCUACCUCAUCCUCCGUCCACCUGCACCACCCGUCCGUGCUGACCACCCACCAUCCCCACCACCACCACCACCAGCCCUCCCAGGGCCUGGACGGCGAGCUCCUGGACCACCUCAACUCUGCUCUCCCGCUUGGAGGGGUGCCGGGCCCGGAUGUGGGCUCUACGCCUUCGCAUCCUCACUCGCACAUGUCGGCCAUCAACCACAUGGCCCACCACUCCCAACCUAUGAACAUGUCCCACCCCCAUGGCCUCGCUUCCCACGCUGUCAUCUCCGGCCCCGAGACAGAGACGGACCCCCGGGAGCUGGAGUCCUUCGCCGAGCGGUUCAAGCAACGGAGGAUCAAGCUGGGGGUGACCCAGGCGGACGUGGGCUCCGCGUUGGCCAACCUGAAGAUCCCAGGGGUGGGCUGCCUUAGCCAAAGCACAAUCUGCAGGUUUGAGUCCCUCACCUUGUCUCACAACAACAUGGUGGCCCUCAAGCCCAUCCUAGAAGCGUGGUUGGAGGAGGCUGAGAGGGCCCAGAGGGAGAAAAUGACCAAACCCGAGAUCUACACUGCAGGUGACAAGAAACGCAAGCGCACCUCCAUCGCUGCCCCCGAGAAGCGGUCGCUGGAGGCUUAUUUCGCCGUGCAGCCUCGGCCCUCCUCAGAGAAAAUCGCUGCCAUCGCCGAGAAGUUAGACUUGAAGAAGAACGUGGUGCGGGUCUGGUUUUGCAAUCAGAGACAGAAGCAGAAAAGGAUGAAAUUUUCUGCCACCUACUGAAGAAGGGGCUGGGAGGGCAGAGGAGGGGAGUGCCAUCUCCCCUUCCAGCUGGCCCCUCCAAAACGGGCAAAGGUUUGGGGUUGUUGGCCUUUUUUGUUGUUGUUGUUUUAUUUUGUUUAAAAAAAAAAAAAAAC